CUGGUAGCGGAUGCAAAUUCUACCUCCUACACACGUAACAGCGACCCUCCUCCAGGGAUUUUGAAGAGUAUCUUCGUCUCCGCUCAGCGGCACCUGUCAAUGCGUGAGCUCGGAUGAAACUCGGCGCUGCAGGAUUCCCGUGGAUCAUUUGUGAUUGAAAGGGAACAGUUCAGAAGCAGAAGUGAGAUCGUUAGAUUCCCGAAAAGGACAUGUCUCUGGCAAUCAUCUGGACACUGGUGGCCUUGGUCUGGUUUCAUAUCUCCCAUCUUACCCUCGUCAAUGCCCAAAAUAAUAUCAACUGGGAAAUUCAGAGAUACGACGGGUGGUUCAACAACCUCGCCCAUCAUCAACGAGGCUCGGCUGGUUCCCCGUUCAUGCGUCUGAUGCCUGCCAGAUAUGCCGAUGGUGUUUAUCAGGCUUUGAAAGAGCCGGAGGUGCCAAAUGCACGAGUUAUCAGCAAUAUAAUCGCCAAUGGAUCUUCGGGAUUGCAGUCUCUCAAGAACAGCACUGUACUGAGCGUGUUCUUCGGUUAUCACGUGAUAAGUGAGAUCCUGGACACGAGGCAUCCAGCCUGCCCGCCGGAAUUCCUCGACAUUCCCAUCCCAAGUGGCGACUCGGUCUUUGAUCCCAACGGAACGCAAAGCGUGAGGUUGCAGUUUCGGCGGAGAGGAUGGGACAAGUAUUCGGGACACAGCCCCAACAACCCAAGGAUCCAGGUCAACGAGGUAACCGCGUGGAUCGACGGCAGCUCCAUUUAUGGUUCCUCUCACUCCUGGAGUGACGAGUUGCGGAAUUUCUCGCACGGCCGGCUGGCUUCCGGCCGUGAUCCCCGACUUCCCAAGCCCAGCGUGGGAAAACUGAUGAUGUGGAACCAUCCUGAUCCUUCUAACGGUGACACCGGGCUACGCGGUUUCUACGACUUUGGACAUGCAGGAGUUAAUGAAAACCCAUUCAUCCUGGCGGAGAACAUCAUCUGGUUCCGCUACCACAAUCACCUGGCCGACCAGUUUGAAGCUCGCAACCCUUCUUGGUCAGACGAAGAUAUUUUCCAGCAUGCAAGAAAGUGGGUACUUGCCACGUUCCAGAACAUCGCACUGUACGAAUGGUUACCUCAGCACCUGGGACAGCAUUUACCCAAUUACACAGAUUACAAGAGGUUUAUCGACCCUGGGAUCUCGCCUGAGUUUCAAGUUGCCUCAUUGAAAUCUAUCGCCACCAUGGUACCACCUGGCGUUUACAAGAGGAACAGGACCUGUGCCUUCCGUCAGGACCUGGGCAUUUCCAACAGCGGAUCUCCAGCCCUACGUCUGUGCAACAAUUUCUGGAACAGACAGAAGCCGAAUCUACAAACUGCCGUUGAUUUCGAGGAGCUAAUCUUUGGGAUGGCGUCUCAAGUUGCUGAGAGAGAAGACAACAUUAUAGUUGAAGACCUGAGAGAUUACAUGUACGGGCCACUGAAGUUCUCCCGGUCUGACCUGGUGGCUCUCACCGUCCAGCAUGGGCGGGAUUACGGGCUGCCGACGUACAACGCAGCGAGGCAAGCCUACCAGCUCCCCCCCAUCAGCACAUGGAGCCAAAUUAACUCCAAGCUCAGCAACGAGAACCCGGAGAUCUUUACGCAGUUGGCCGCGCUGUACGGAGGAGACAUGUCCAACUUGGAGCUGUAUCCGGGGGGUCUGUUGGAGAACGGCAAAGGGACGGACGAACUAUUCACCAAAAUCAUGAUCGAGCAGUUCCAACGCAUACGAGACGGAGACAGAUACUGGUUUGAGAAUCAGCAGAAUGGGUUAUUCACAGACGAAGAAAUCAAGAGAAUUCGGAGCACGACUUUUUUUGACGUCCUGGUGAACGCCUUAAACACCAGCGAAAACGAAAUUCAGAAGGAUGUCUUUGUCCUGAAAGAUGGGGACCGAUGCCAGCAGCCAAAACAGUUGAACGUCAAUGAUUUGGAGCCCUGCACUGGUCCAAUCACCACAAACUACUUUGAGGGAAGCGGAGCCCCUUUCGGGAUCAUCAUCGUGCUGCUGUGCUGUUUACCACUAGUUUGCCUGAUUCCUGCUUAUGCUGUAGCCUUGUACCGUAAAACGCAGUUCAAGAAACUACAGAAAACAAACAGGCAGGAGUCUGUAAGAAAGAAGAGUGAAUAUGGACCAGGACUCAGAGCUUCUGAGUGGCAAGGACCUAACGAGCCCCUUCGACCAGUGGACCUCUGCCUCGAUCCCAAUUAUUGCAUCAGGGUGCUGGACAGCAAAUGCUCCCCAAUCCGUAUCAUUAACCUCACCAAGGACAUGCACGUCAUCACGUCGAACAACGAUCAGAAGGUGUUGCUGCUUAAGGUUCCCAAGGAGUAUGAUCUGGUGCUGUUGUUUGACAUGGAGGAGGACCACCAUGAAUUCAUUGAACAGCUGAGGAAGAACCUUGCCAGCAAUGGCGCCCAUCUCUUGGUCAGCGAGACAAGUCAAAGAACCAUCUUCAAAGAAGCAGUCACCAAACAGCAGCGAAGCCAGAUCUUAGAUACGUUCUUCCGGCGAGUGUUUGCGCAGGUUCUAGAGAUUGAUAGAUCAGAUGCCGGGGAUUUCAACACUGAAAUAUCGCGGAAGACAAAGGAAUCUUUGAACUGCGAGUUAACACGUGUGGAGUUUGCAGAUGCUCUAGGAUUAAAGGAUGAUUCCAUGUUCGUCGAGCAAAUGUUCUCCCUUGCAGACAAGGAUGGAAAUGGUUACCUAUCCUUCCGAGAGUUCUUUGACAUUCUGAUCAUAUUCAUGAAAGGAUCUCCUGAGGAGAAGUCUAAGCUCAUGUUCCAGAUGUAUGAUGUCGACGGCAAUGGAUUCCUAUCAAAAGAGGAAUUUUCUGUACUGUUGAGGUCCUUCAUUGAGAUCUCCCACAACUGUUUAUCAAAGGUGCAGGCGGAUGAGAUAAUGGAUUCGCUGUUCAAAGCUGCGGGAUUUCAGGACAAAGACGACCUCACCUGGGAAGACUUCCAUUACCUGUUUCGAGAUCAUGGGGAUGAAUUGCAGUUUGCCCAACUCAAUGUGAAAGGUUUGGACACCCGAGACAAGGGCAAAAAGUUCCAGCGAGUGUCUUUCCUCAAGAACCCAUAUAAGAACAUCCAGGAGGCCACGGUGGAACAGGUUGGACAGGAAUUCCGAAGCCGAGAUCGACAGAGCAAAAAGUCACCGUACUAUCACCCGAAGCCCUUCACAGAAGCCAAACGGGAGAAGUACACCCGGAGCAAGGUGCAGCAGAAGAUCCAACAUUUCAAGCGCUUCAUCGAGAACUAUCGGCGGCACAUCAUUUGCGUCCUGAUCUUUUAUGGGAUCGCAGCCGGUGUUUUUGUGGAGCGUGCCUACCAUUAUGCUUUGGGUGCUGAGACCACUGGGAUUCCCCAAACCACUUACGUCGGCAUCAUUGUGUCACGUGGAUCGGCGGCCAGCGUAUCCUUCAUGUACGCCUACAUCCUCCUGACCAUGUGCCGCAACCUCAUCACGUUCCUGCGGGAAACCUUCCUCAACCAGUACAUCCCCUUCGAUGCCGCUGUGGAUUUUCAUCGUUGGAUUGCAAUGACCGCUGUCGUUCUCUCAAUCUUUCACAGCGCUGGGCACGGUGUAAAUGUCUACACUUUCUGUGUCAGUUCCCUCAGCAGCCUUGCCUGCCUCUUCCCCAGUGUCUUCUUCGAUGAUGGAUCAGAGCUUCCUCAGAAAUAUUAUUGGUGGUUCUUCGAGACCAUUCCAGGAUUGACUGGUAUUCUGCUGCUUGUUGUCCUGGCCAUUAUCUAUGUCUUCGCCUCUCGCCAAUUUCGUCGUAUGAGCUUCCGCGCAUUCUGGGUGACACAUCACCUCUACGUGAUCCUGUACAUUCUGAUUCUAAUCCACGGGAGUUCGAACCUGAUCCAGCGACAGAGUUUCUACCUGUACUUCAUCGCACCUGGUCUCAUCUACCUGGGCGACAAACUCGUCAGCCUCAGCAGGAAGAAGAAGGACGUGACGGUUGUGAAGGCUGAUUUGCUGCCCUCAGGUGUGACGUACCUGGAGUUUAAGCGCCCCCAGGACUUUGAGUACAAGUCGGGCCAGUGGGUCCGUAUUGCCUGCCUGUCUCUGGGGACCGAUGAGUACCACCCCUUCACCUUGACAUCCGCGCCCAACGAGGACACCCUCAGCCUCCACAUCCGCGCGGUGGGACCUUGGACGACCAAGUUACGGGAGACGUACUCGCCAGAGAACGUGGGCAAGCUGGGCGGCAAUCCGAAGAUCUACCUGGAUGGGCCCUUCGGGGAAGGGCACCAGGAGUGGAACCAAUAUGAAGUUUCCGUGCUGGUCGGGGGGGGGAUCGGUGUUACACCGUUUUCAUCAAUCCUCAAAGAUCUGGUCUUCAAGUCUUCGAUCUUCAACAAGAUCGUCUGCAAGAAGGUGUACUUCAUAUGGGUGACGCGGACACAGCGACAGUUUGAGUGGAUGGCGGACAUCAUCCGCGAAGUGGAGGAGAACGACAGGAAUGACCUUGUGUCCGUCCACAUCUACAUCACCCAGCUGGCCGAAAAGUUUGACCUCAGGACCACCAUGCUCUACAUCUGUGAGCGUCACUUUCAGAAAGUGUCCAACCGAAGCCUCUUCACUGGUCUCCGAUCCAUUACCCACUUCGGGAGGCCCCAGUUUGUUCCGUUCUUCAACUCGCUGCAGGAGGUUCACCCCGAGGUGGGAAAAAUCGGAGUUUUCAGCUGCGGGCCCCCAGGAUUGACCAAAAACGUGGAGAAAGCCUGCCAACAAAUCAACAAACAAGACCUAGCUCACUUUGUGCACCAUUACGAGAAUUUCUGAGCCACAAGUCCGUGCCCGGAGUCAACAAUAUGAAGAGAGACAUCAACAUCGCUUGUUAAAAUCGAUUGACUUUUUUUUCCCCAUUUUGCAGCUAUUUUCUGCAACAGAUUUUGUUUUUCUCACCUUCUCAGUCAUUGGUUCAACCUAAUGUUGUGGGUGCAUUUUAAAUUAUGGUAUUUUGGUUUAAAUUAGUUUAGAGACACUAGAACCAGGCCCUUCGGCCCAACGGGUCCGUGCCGACCAGCGACUCCCGCACAGACUAGGGACAAUUUUUACAUUUACACCGAGCCAAUUUACCGACAAACCUGUACGUCUUUGGAGUGAUGGAGGAAACCGAAGAUCUCGGAGAAAAGCCCACGCAGGUCACGGGGAGAACGUGCAAACUCCGUACAGACAGCACCCGUAGUCGGGAUCGAACCCGGGUCUCUGGCGCUGUGGGACAGCGGUUGAAUGGAGAUGGUUUCAUGACAUGUCAAUGGACACCAUUGGUAAAUUAUGUAAAUCUGUGCGCAUUUAUAAAUGAAAUGUAAAAGAAAAGAAAUAAAAUAUUGUGAUGUAGAUCGGUA
Molecule: messenger RNA, 5380 nt
Organism: Leucoraja erinaceus (little skate)
Lineage: Eukaryota; Metazoa; Chordata; Chondrichthyes; Rajiformes; Rajidae
Gene: duox
Product: dual oxidase
Exons: 34
Coding region: 210-4814 (1534 amino acids)
Biological process (GO): superoxide anion generation; defense response; response to oxidative stress
Cellular component (GO): NADPH oxidase complex; plasma membrane
Molecular function (GO): superoxide-generating NAD(P)H oxidase activity; peroxidase activity; calcium ion binding
Source: RefSeq, a predicted model, not a curated record